Messenger RNA from Camelina sativa (false flax), 1551 nucleotides. Its product is annotated as transcription factor bHLH94-like. Gene Ontology annotation, biological process: regulation of transcription by RNA polymerase II. Gene Ontology annotation, molecular function: DNA-binding transcription factor activity, RNA polymerase II-specific; protein dimerization activity; RNA polymerase II cis-regulatory region sequence-specific DNA binding. The record is from RefSeq and is a predicted model, not a curated record. NCBI's taxonomy places the organism in Eukaryota, Viridiplantae, Streptophyta, Magnoliopsida, Brassicales, Brassicaceae.
AUAGUUCACAGUCAAGUCCCGGAAAAAAAAAACAAGAGCGUAGCUAGGAAUCAUACAAACUUCCCCACCUGUUGCCCAUUAUUAGCUUAUAGCUAAUUACCCUUUUUAAUAGUCCAACAACCUGAAUAGAGAAUACAUCUCCCUUGGAGCAAACUCCCAAACUAUGCUUUUCACGUGCAACAAGCUGUAGAACUCGUUCCCCCUUUAUAAAUUAAUACCGUGUUGAUCAGUAUCAAUCAUCUCACACUUAUCAUUUAUUUCACUUUCAUUCUAAGCUCCCAAUGUUCAUUAUCAUAUUUUAACAUUAGUGUUUAGCUAUUCUUAUCAAAGAGUUACUUUCCUUAUAAGACUAAGAAGGCUAAUGGCUCUCGAGGGUGUGUUUUUGCAACACGUCAACAUCUACAGUUAUAAUGGCAAAGAAGCUUACUCUAACCUUUACAUAGAAGAUGAACCACACUUCUAUGAUCUCCAAGCCUCUCUAACUUUUCUCGAUAACCAAACAGAAAACUACAACUCUACUUUUCUACAAGAAGAUCACUACUAUGAGGAUACUACUACAUUCCUUCAUCAACCUCUUCCUGAAAUUGCAAUUAGUGAAGCAAAGAUUACCCCGAACGGAAACUCCUCUGGUAGCCCGAACUGCGAUAUGAGGUACCACCGAGAUAAAGAGAUAGACACUUCGGGUAGCAAGAAGGCAACACGCCGCAGAACAAGGGUGAAGAAGAACAAAGAAGAAAUCAAUAAUCAACGUAUGACUCACAUUGCAGUCGAGCGUAACCGAAGAAAAAUGAUGAAUGAGUACCUCUCUGUUCUCCGCUCUCUCAUGCCUGACUCAUACGUCCAAAGGUGUGACCAAGCAUCAAUAGUAGGAGGUACCAUAAACUUCAUCAGAGAACUUGAACACCGUCUUCACCACCUUAAUAAUAAUGGCGAACAAAACGAAAAGUCCUUAUCAGACGGCGAUAUCGAUAUCUCAUCCGCCACACCUUUCUCGGACGCCUUCAAGCUUCCCCAGUACUCAAUGGGUUCAUCUUCUGUCAGCGAAAACGUGGUUGUCGAUAAUGCAUUGGCUGAUAUUGAAGUAAGCCUCGUCGAGAGCCAUGCAAGUCUCAAGAUCAGAUCAAGAAGGAGACCAAAGCUUCUUCUCAACUUGGUCUCUGCUUUACAAAGCCUAGGGUUUAUCAUUCUUCACCUUAAUGUCUCCACUGUUUCUGACUUUAUCCUCUACUGUUUCUCCACUAAGAUGGAAGAUAAGUGUACGCUUACAUCAGUGGCUGAUAUUGCUACCGCAGUGUAUGAAAUGCUCAGUAUUCAAUAUUCAUGAUGAUGUUUCCCAACAGUAACCCUAAAGUAGACCGGUUUGCAGAGUCAAUGUUAGCAUGAUAUCAUUGGGGUUGGGAUAUUUUGCUACGAGUUCAUAUAAAUGUCCUUGGAUAGUACACUUGAUUUGGUUGUCCAGUAGUUAUAUUUAAUAUUGUGUACCAUUUUAUAGAUGCUUCUGUCCAUUGCACUUUCCACACAUUAUAGUAAACAUGGACGGUCCAUUUUUUA